GCCCCUCCUUAUCUUGCGUUUCCUUUUCCUCCUCUUCUCCCCCCUCCCGCCCUUCUCUGACUGCUCGCGAGUUGCUGUUGUUGUCAGUGCGGCUCUUGGCCAGCCGGGAGAGAGCGGGAGCGAGGCAGAGACGGGAAGCGCGAGCGCAAUCCGUUGGGCGCGCGAGCUGCCGGAGCCGAAGGAGAGCGGCGCGAGCCCUAGAACGUCUGAGCCGUCAGCCGAGGGUUUUGUUAGCCGCCGCCGCCGCCGCCGCAUCCCUGCCGCCGAGGAGGCCCCUCUGCGUCUCUUUUCCCGCUCCGUAGCAGGCAGAGGACGGGCGCCGAAGGGAGAAGCCGUCGCCUCUUUCCAUGCGGAGAGCGGGGAGAGAAAAGCUGAGGGCCGCGGCUGCCGACACUGGGAGAAAUAGGAGGGAAAGAAUGCAAAGCUGUCCUCAGAAUUGGAUAUGGAAGUAUCAGUAGGUGAAUCUUCAGAACACAGGAAUGAAAAUUGAAACUUCAUGAGGAAAUCAUAGAUAAGAUGAUACCUCUGGAAAAGGCACUGCCAAGAUGCGUUUGGCAGUGAAAAUGAGUGGAGCAUCUCCUACCCUUAUAUAAGAAGAGACAAGUUUCCGAAAGCAUCAGUAUUCAUACUUGGAGCAGUAUGGCAGGUUUCAAACGAGGUUAUGAUGGAAAAAUUGCUGGAUUGUACGAUUUGGAUAAAACCUUAGGCAGAGGGCAUUUUGCUGUGGUCAAACUUGCCAGACAUGUGUUUACAGGUGAAAAGGUAGCAGUGAAAGUAAUUGACAAGACCAAGCUAGAUACUCUAGCUACAGGACAUCUUUUCCAAGAAGUUAGAUGCAUGAAAUUAGUGCAGCAUCCCAAUAUUGUUCGCCUGUAUGAAGUUAUUGACACCCAGACCAAACUUUACCUGAUUUUAGAACUUGGUGAUGGAGGAGAUAUGUUUGAUUACAUUAUGAAACAUGAAGAAGGUCUUAAUGAAGACCUGGCAAAGAAAUAUUUUGCUCAGAUUGUUCAUGCUAUAUCCUACUGCCAUAAACUUCAUGUGGUUCACAGAGAUUUAAAACCGGAGAAUGUUGUUUUCUUUGAAAAACAAGGACUUGUGAAAUUGACUGAUUUUGGCUUCAGCAACAAAUUUCAGCCUGGGAAGAAACUAACAACAAGUUGUGGAUCCCUUGCAUAUUCUGCUCCUGAAAUUCUACUUGGGGAUGAAUAUGAUGCACCUGCAGUAGAUAUAUGGAGCCUGGGUGUUAUCCUUUACAUGUUGGUAUGUGGACAACCGCCAUUCCAAGAAGCAAAUGAUAGUGAAACUUUGACAAUGAUAAUGGACUGUAAAUACACAGUGCCAUCUCGUGUGUCCAAGGAAUGUAAAGAUUUAAUUACACGAAUGUUGCAGAGAGACCCAAAACGAAGGGCAUCUUUGGAAGAAAUUGAAAACCAUCCCUGGUUACAAGGAGUCGAUCCAUCACCUGCAACAAAGUACAACAUUCCUCUGGUGUCAUAUAAAAAUCUUUCUGAAGAAGAACACAAUAGCAUAAUUCAGCGGAUGGUUCUGGGAGACAUUGCGGACAGAGAUACCAUAGUGGAGGCUCUGGAAACUAACAAAUACAAUCACAUCACUGCAACCUACUUCCUACUAGCAGAACGGAUUUUAAGAGAGAAACAAGAGAAAGAAAUUCAAACCAGAUCAGCAAGUCCAAGCAAUAUCAAAGCACAGUUUAGGCAAUCAUGGCCAACCAAAAUUGAUGUUCCUCAAGAUUUAGAAGAUGAUCUUACAGCUUCUCCUCUGUCCCAUGGAGCUGUUCCUCAGUCUCCUGCUCGCACUGCUGAGACUGUUCUGAAUGGUCACAGGAGUAAGGCACUUAAUGAUUCAGGAAAGAAAGAGGAUAUUCCUGAAUUAGCUGGAUCAACACUUUCUGUUGUUCCUUCAGUGAGCUUAAAGCCUACAACUAGUGGUCGGAAGUGCUUGUUUAGGGUAGAAGAAGAUGAGGAGGAAGAAGAAGAAGAUAAAAAAACUGUUUCCCUUUCAACUCAAGUUGUUCUGCGACGGAAGCCUUCAGUUACAAAUCGUCUUACUUCCCGAAAGAGUGCUCCAGUCCUCAAUCAGAUCUUUGAAGAAGGAGAAUCAGAUGAUGAGUUUGAUAUGGAUGAGAACUUACCCCCUAAACUUAGCAGGCUAAAAAUGAAUAUUGCUUCACCUAGCACUGUGCAUAAACGUUACCACAGAAGGAAAAGCCAGGGUCGUGGGUCUAGCUGCAGCAGUUCAGAAACAAGUGAUGAUGAUUCAGAAAGUAGGCGACGUCUAGAUAAAGACAGUGGCUUUACUUAUUCCUGGCACAGGCGGGACAGUAGUGAAGGACCACCUGGGAACCAAGGAGAUGGCAGUGGACAAGGAAAACCAAGCAAUGGAAAUGGAGGGUUGGACAAAACAAGCCCUGGUGAUAACAGUAAAGGAGGUGGAAGUCCUUCUGGUAGCUCUAGUGGAAGCACGAAUAAUAAUUCUGGUUCUACUCGUAGGUGUGCUGGAUCUGGUAAUUCAAUGCAGUUGUCUUCAAGAAGUGCAGGUGACCUGGUUGAAAGUCUCAAAUUGAUGAGCCUUUGUCUAGGUUCUCAGCUUCACAGUAGCACUAAAUACAUUAUUGAUCCCCAAAACACCAUCUCCUUUUCCAGUGUUAAGGUGCAAGAGAAAUCAACAUGGAAAAUGUGUAUAAGUUCUACUGGAGGUGUAAAUCCAGUUUCAUCUUUGGGCAGCAUAAAAUUCUUCUCUGACCAAAUGUCAAACACCACAAAUGAAUUGGAACGAAUCAAGAGCAAAAACUUGAAAAAUAACGUGCUACAACUACCUCUGUGUGAAAAAACAAUAUCUGUGAAUAUUCAGCGAAACCCGAAGGAGGGACUUCUGUGUACUUCGGGUCAAACUACUUGUUGUCAUGUUGUUUGACAAUACCCAGAUUUAACUCAUUCUACUUGAUAUCACCAAUCUUCCUGUUCAGAGCUGUGAAUACUUUGUUUCACUGAACCCCUUCAAUGUUGUUGUCUUAAUAUUUUAAAAUGGGCUUUGAGCAGUAAUUUAUUAUGUUUUAAUUUAGUUUUGCUUGAUAUGACAAUGCAUGAUUUUGUGCAUGCUGCUAGCAAAUACUCUUUUUGUUCCCAACAAACCAGGAUGUGUGUAAUUUUUUUACAUUUAUGAUUUUACUAUAGAAAAUCUGGAUUACAGUAAGAUUUGUGUCUAAAUCCAGUGUAAAUGAAGCACUUAAUAGUUUUACAUUCUGCACUUAAAUGAGAGAGGGGGGAGAGCUUUUGUUUCUUUGUGAAAUGUACAGUUUUGUUCUGAUCUUACCCAACUUUACCUGACUGUGUGAGAUGUGGCAUAAUUCUGUGUGUUUGCAACAGAACCAAAGCAAUAAUGUUUUGAUGCUGAAAACUCUUCUGGGAGGUUUCAGAUUUCCAAGGCUUGUACAAAGCAAAAAUGCACUGAAAAUUAAGAAAUCUUGAACUAUUGAUUUUUAAUCCCACAUCUUUGUCUUAAACUAAUAUGCAUAAGGUGGUGGCUGAUCUGAAGAUCUUGCUUUGAUACAGGCAAGAUUAAACAUUUCUAAGGCAGCUUUUUUCCCCAUAUAAAUAUUGUUACAUGCAGACAAUCUUUUUAAAACUAUAAAAGGCAAAUUAAUUUGCUUGGAGUCUUUUUUCCAAUCUAAGGGAAAAUACAUUCUUUAUUGAUGUAUAUUGUGGCAUUUGUUAGGUAAACUGCAAGAUAUUUUAGUGGACCAAUUCGUGUGACUAUUAAGAUCUUUUCCAGCAAGUCACUUCAAGUUCGUAAACCAAUCAUAACUACAUCAUAAAAGGAUUUAUGAAGUUUGCAUUUUCUCAAUCUGUGCUCCAUCCUGCCCUUGUAGCAUUCACAGCCUAGUUUCAAUAUUAUUAGAAAUUUCAAGUACUGAUUAUUUUAAAGAUGAAAACGUUUAUCUCUUGUUUCCCACUACUUCCAGCUAAACAAAUGAAUGGGGGGCUCAAGAUAGCUAUUAUUCUGGUGUAGUGUGAUAUUGAAAGGGCUUUAAAAACACACCUGCAUUUAGUCAUUUGUGAGACAUGUUAAGUGAAGUUGUGGAGAGCAGAAACCAUUGGUGGAACUGGGUCUGUUCGGAUUAGUGAAGAGCUGGGACUGGAGUGCAUUUCUAUUAUGUGAUGUAAGUACACUCCGUAGAUCUCAGGAUACAGCACAGAAUAAAUUAACAAAAAAAUCAAUAAAUUCUUCUGAUACCAAAUUUAGUUUGGAGUACAAUUUUUUUAAUCCCCUUCAAUAACUCUCUCUAAAUCAUGUCAGAUAAGACAAGUUGGCAUGGAUUGAUUUCCUUUUACUGCUAUUAGCUGUUAUGUGUUUUUAACCCUUGCUAUGGAAAUGACAGCAAAUGAAAGUGUUGGAAGUUCUUUUGUACAAAGAAAUACUUUUGACCAGAUGAACUAAAUUUUGUGAACUUUUAUCUAGAGUAACAUAAAUUGCAGAUUCCCAACUUGGGAAUGGCAAAAACAUGUGUUCAUGCUCUGUGCACUGGGUCUUGAGAGCAGUGCUGGUAAGAGUUGAUGGUAUUAUGUAUCAACACAGACAGGCACAGAUUGUCUGAGACAGUUUACAUAGCUCAGUAUCUUAAUCCUAGCAAAAUGGUCAAGUACAGUGCAUUUCAUUAACAUUGUAGACUGUAGAGCACCAAAGACUGUUAUCUUUGUGGUUUGUUCUUCACACUGGCUUUUUUAAAAAGUAUUGUAAAGGUUGUUUAAUAAGUAAUCUAAAACAUUUACUGGGAAGCAAGUUCCAUCAAAUUCAGGAUGGCUUACUUCCAGGUAAAUGUGAUUAGAAUUAGAUCACAGUGUAUUUUAAUAUCUAGCCUAUUAAGAUUUUCUUCCUUUCCAUUUCCCAAGUGUAAUAAGGUAUCAGUGUAAUAUUCUGGUUUUAUAAUUUAAGCUAUUGUUGCAAUCUGGUUUGAAAACAACCUGUCAUGCUAUACCUAUAUACAAGCUAUGAGAACAGAUGUGUGAGUGAAGCCAUAGAACGUAUUUGCUUGAAAUUUUCUUGAGCAGGGAUUUUACAAAGGCCAGAAACAUGGACAGUUCACAGGUGUCAGUGAACAGAGCAUCUAUAGUAAGAUAAAGUUUAUAAAGGGCAUUGGCAAUAAACUGUGUUGCAGCUUUUUAUUUUCAAGUAUUGUAAAUAUUCUUUCCGCACAUUAUGUACAGCCUUGGAACACCUUUUAACUAACCCUGGGUGUUUUUUCAUUUCAUCUGUUUUUGUAUACAAACAUGUAUAUGUAUAUAUGUAUGUAUAUAUAUAUAUGGUGCUCACUUUAGAACAGCAGUGUUGACCAUUUAUGCUGCAUAGCUGUAAAAUAGCCUUAUUUAGUUAUGUAUGUUUGGGUGAACUUUGGGGUGUACAGAUGUUAGCUUGAGUGUUGUGGUUUUAUCCAUUUGUUCACAGGUGAAUGAUUGUGCAUGUGUUGUAUGUUACGUUGUCAUGUUAAAAGGAGGGAGAGAAUAACCACUACUUUGAAAUAUAUUGGACCAAACUAUAAUAGAAUAAGUAACAGUUUCUUGUACCCCUAAAUUUGUCUUUACAAGUUGCUUAUAGUUACCGUAGCAUAUAAAUUUAAUAUUGUGGAAAGCAACUAGUCUUGUAUUUUUCUGUAUGUGUAUAUAAUGUACCUCUAGCAACUUAUCUGUAUUUAAGACAUGACAAUCUUGACACAGAAUCUUACAAGUAGCAACGAAACUAAGCGGAACAGAAUAGAGAAAAGCUACGUGUGUUAGGGAGGGUACAGAAAUAUCAGUUGACCUUUGUCAGUUUGCUUCCAGAGAUGUUUGGCUUUCUUCACUGUAUAAACAUUCAUGGUGUGUGACAAGGGAGGGGGGAGAAAUCCAAUUAAUAAAAAUGACCUCUUGAUUGGUGCA
Molecule: messenger RNA, 5936 nt
Organism: Pogona vitticeps (central bearded dragon)
Lineage: Eukaryota; Metazoa; Chordata; Lepidosauria; Squamata; Agamidae
Gene: SNRK
Product: SNF related kinase
Biological process (GO): protein phosphorylation; intracellular signal transduction
Cellular component (GO): cytoplasm
Molecular function (GO): ATP binding; protein serine/threonine kinase activity
Source: RefSeq, a predicted model, not a curated record